AUGCCUCCCAAACCCGAGGAAAUAUGCUCGGCCAACGACAUUGAUCCAGAGGGCCUCAACGUCCGCUUCUGGGGAACCCAAUCUCCUUGCACCAAGGUCCACGCCGCUCCCGACAACUCUCAGUCCGUCAUGGACCUCGUCUACUGGCUCCGUCUCGGCCGCGACACCAAGCCCCGUCCAUGCCGUCAGUGGCUCGACCCCAAGGGCUCUGAGCAGCCGGCCCACGCGCAGUGGCCCUACUUCCUCGAGCGCAUCGGCUGCACCGAGGAGGAGCUGAAGCGAGACGAGUACGCCAUCAAGUUCCCGGGCGUUCCCGAGCCGAUUCCCAUCGCGUCGGAGGGGCAGCUUGACAAUAUCCUUCGGUCUCUGACCAAGUACCUGUGUUCGACGCCUACGUACUGGUGCCAGGCUCCCCCGCCUGUUCUGUUGAUCUGCAGGCCUGAGCAGGUCGCUCGGUGUGAGAGCAGAGGCUGGGUUGAUUGCGUCUGGCGCGAGGCAGCCAUUUUCUACAGAGCCGCUGCCGGAGUUUGCCUUCCGUGGAUGGAGGAAGACGGUAAGAUCAAGGUUGGGGAGUCUUUUGAGGCAACGGAGAGCGGGAACUCGGCCACUACUAUGGGGUAUAAAGGAGUGAUCCUUUUUGAGGGCGACGGGCAGACGCGGUCAUACGACAACGCUAAGGAUCUGAGUGCUGUCUGGGUGCCAGACUUUGAGCCCCCUUUCUCCUAG
This is a messenger RNA of Clonostachys rhizophaga, 726 nucleotides long. NCBI's taxonomy places the organism in Eukaryota, Fungi, Ascomycota, Sordariomycetes, Hypocreales, Bionectriaceae. The record is from the annotation of a GenBank genome assembly.